Messenger RNA from Ilex paraguariensis (yerba mate), 2473 nucleotides. Lineage: Eukaryota; Viridiplantae; Streptophyta; Magnoliopsida; Aquifoliales; Aquifoliaceae. The record is from the annotation of a GenBank genome assembly.
CACAUUUCCUUCUCGCAUUCCUUCAAGCCUGACAUUUCUCCCAUUCUCUGAAGGAAGGAAUCGAGAGAUACAAAAAACCCUAGACCUUCUCUGCCUCGAAGAAUCAACCCAACAUUGCUUCGUACACAGCAGGUCGUCUAUCCAACGGGCGUUUUGUCGUUGCCAUCUGAUCUGAUUUGAUCUUUCAACAUUUGUAAUAGAAGAGAGAGCAUUUAGCUCUCUUUCUCUCUCUCUCCUCUGCUUUUUGGGAAACCUUGACUUGCUUAAUUUGUCGAAAUACUUUGUUUCUCGGCAGAUCCAUUAGGUCUUGCUGACUUAUUGAAAUUCUUUAGCUGAUUUUUUUAUGGCUACCGCUACGCAUUUAUACGGAUUUAAAACUUCCUACACUUCUUUGUCAAGGAGAGCUUCGUACUACCAAUCUUUGUUGUCGCAGCCCAGGCUUGAUGUUGCAGUGUCCGUGGCUUCUGUUUCUGGACACUGUACAAUACUGAACGGUUCUUCAUGUAGGGGAAGAGUUCUGAGAGUUAGUGCUGGGCAAGGAAAUAUUGAUGUCCUUGAGCGGAGUGACACCGAGAAUCAAGGUUCACAAGGACUAGCUAAUGAGUUGACAUGUGUGAUGAAGUUUGGUGGAUCAUCGGUGGCCUCGGCUGAAAGGAUGAGAGAAGUAGCUGACCUCAUUCUCAGCUUUCCAGAAGAGAGGCCAGUGAUUGUUCUCUCUGCUAUGGGGAAGACAACGAACAAGCUUUUACUGGCUGGAGAAAAGGCUGUCAGUUGUGGUGUUUCAAAUGCCUCUGAUAUUGAAGAGUUGACCUUCGUGAAAGAAUUGCAUCUCAAGACUGUUGAUGAGCUUGGAGUAGAAAGGUCUAUCAUUGCGGCACACCUAGAGAAAUUGGAGCAACUUCUUAAGGGAAUUGCUAUGAUGAAAGAAUUGACACUACGCACAAAGGACUUCUUGGUCUCAUUUGGGGAGUGCAUGUCCACCAGAAUUUUUGCAGCAUAUUUGAAUAAAAUGGAUGUCAAAGCCCGCCAAUACGACGCCUUUGAUCUCGGUUUUAUUACAACAGAUGAAUUCACAAAUGCUGAAAUUUUGGAAGCAACUUAUCCAGCUGUUGCAAAGAGAUUGCAUGGUGAUUGGAUUAGUGAUCCUGCAAUUCCUGUUGUUACUGGUUUCCUCGGAAAGGGUUGGAGAACUUGUGCAGUGACUACAUUGGGUAGGGGUGGUAGUGAUUUGACUGCGACAACCAUUGGUAAAGCAUUAGGGUUGCAAGAAAUUCAGGUAUGGAAAGAUGUGGAUGGUGUCUUGACUUGUGAUCCUAACAUAUAUCCACGUGCUGAACCUGUGCCAUAUCUAACUUUCGAAGAGGCAGCUGAACUUGCGUAUUUUGGUGCUCAGGUCCUGCAUCCGCAGUCCAUGAGGCCUGCUAGAGAAGGCGAUAUUCCUGUUAGGGUCAAGAAUUCUUACAAUCCUAAUGCUCCGGGUACUCUUAUCACUAGAACAAGAGAUAUGAGCAAGGCAGUUCUAACUAGCAUUGUUUUGAAACGAAAUGUAACCAUGUUAGAUAUUGUUAGCACUCGCAUGCUAGGUCAAUAUGGCUUCCUUGCCAAGGUGUUUUCAAUAUUUGAAGAUUUGGGCAUAUCUGUGGAUGUUGUAGCCACUAGCGAAGUUAGCAUUUCCUUGACAUUGGAUCCAUCAAAGCUAUGGAGCAGAGAACUGAUCCAGCAGGAACUUGAUCAUGUUGUCGAAGAACUUGAGAAAAUUGCAGUUGUGAAUCUCCUACAGCACAGAUCAAUCAUUUCUCUGAUUGGAAAUGUUCUGAGGUCCUCACUGAUAUUAGAGAAGGUCUUUCAUGUCUUCCGCUCCAAUGGAGUCAAUGUCCAGAUGAUCUCCCAAGGUGCAUCUAAGGUCAACAUCUCAUUGAUAGUAAACGACAGCGAAGCAGAACAAUGUGUCAGGGCUCUUCACUCUGCUUUUUUUGAGAGUGAUCUCUCGGAACUAGUCUGGGAAUAUAGAUCUGAAAAUGGGUCUGUUGCAGCAUUGCAAAGUUGAUGUUGACAUGCUUUCCUUUCAAGUUCUCUUUCUCAAGGAUUACCGUCGUCUCAAUUAAAUUUAUAUUCCAUUGCAUCCAAAUCUGGGCGAGCAUUUAUUUCCAUUCCUAUUAGCAAUUCAACUGUACUUCUGUAGUUCUUCAUCUAAUAUGAAAUUUUAAUGACUUUAGAAGAUAAUGAUACUGUAUUAAUGCUUUAUAACAAGAUCAUGUAGACUUUCACUUCAAGGACAUUAUUGUUUUUGAAUUUGUCCCUCAGUGACUCUAGUAGGUUUCCUUGGUGCUGUUGGCUGGGCCUGCCUUGUUGAAUUUUUUUGCAAGAGUAAUCUACAUGAAUUUUUUGCAAGAAUAGUCGACAUGAUCUUGUUCUACUAUGUUGCUCAAUUUCUUGAGUUUCCUAAGCCGGUAAUGUUCUUGGAGAAGUCCAG